Penicillium chermesinum is the source of this 1533-nucleotide messenger RNA. Its product is annotated as putative extracellular lipase. The coding region runs from base 1 to 1533 and encodes 510 amino acids. The record is from RefSeq and is a predicted model, not a curated record. The transcript is spliced from 3 exons. Lineage: Eukaryota; Fungi; Ascomycota; Eurotiomycetes; Eurotiales; Aspergillaceae.
AUGCCGUCUUUGAAGCUUCUGCUGGCCGUGCUGCCUUUCGCACUGGGUGCUCCGACCCCUCAUGACAAGAGGGCCAGUAAGCCAACAGUGACAAUCGCUAGUCCGGAAGCAACCAUCGUCGGGUCCACAGGGUCCAACCUCGAUACCUUCAAUGGGAUCCCUUUUGCCCUUCCUCCAACGGGGUCCCGCCGCUUGAAGCCGCCACAGGCAAUAUCAACCUCCCUUGGCGCUGUUCAGGCCACAGGCACCCCCCCGGGCUUGUCCGCAAUUCCAAACUAUUCCCAACAGAUCAGCAAUGCCGGAGAAGAUUGUUUGACACUCAACGUGGUGCGCCCCUCCUCCGUGACUCCCGACUCGGCCUUGCCUGUCUUGGUAUGGAUCUAUGGUGGCGGGUUUGAGUUUGGCUCGACGAGCAUGUAUAACGCCGACAGUCUUGUUUCGGCAUCAGUCGAUUCGGGCAUGCCAAUUAUCUUUGUCGCCAUGAACUAUCGACUGGGGGGGUUCGGGGGUGAUCCAGACAAGGUCACCAUCUGGGGGGAGUCGGCAGGAUCGAUCUCCGUGUUUGAUCAAAUGGCCUUGUACGACGGGGAUCACUCUUAUAAUGGCGCGCCGCUGUUCCGAGGCGCCAUCAUGGAUUCUGGGAGUAUCACUCCAGCGGAUCCAGUCGACUGCCCUAAGGGCCAAGCGGUCUAUGAUGCGGUGGUGAAGGCGGCCGGAUGCAGUGAAUCAGAAGACACUUUGAAGUGCUUGCGCGAUCUCGACUACACGACGUUCCUCAAUGCUGCCAACUCUGUCCCCAGCAUAUUCUCUUACAGCUCCAUAGGCCUUUCUUAUCUUCCCCGGCCGGAUGGGAAAAUUCUGACCCAGUCCCCAGAGGUAUUGGCCGAGAGGGGCCUCUUUGCCGACGUUCCCUUCAUUGUUGGAGACCAAGAAGACGAGGGGACCAUAUUCGCCCUGAAACAAUCCAACAUCACUACGGAAGCAGAGGUUGUCGAUUAUCUGCGAGACUACAUGUUUGGCGAUGCCUCCCAGGAGCAGUUGAAAGACUUGGUAGCCAAUUAUGCAGACAUCGCCACCGAUGGGUCACCUUUCCGCACGGGACUGGCAAAUAACUGGUACCCUCAGUUCAAGCGGCUUGCAGCGAUACUGGGUGAUGUGUUUUUCAUCUUCAACCGCCGUGUACUCCUCAACGUUGCCGCAAAAGUCAAGUCCCACGUGCCGUCCUGGUCAUACCUCGCGUCCUAUGACCACGGAACUCCGUAUCUAGGGACAUUCCAUGCGUCGGACAUCGUCCAAGUCUUCGAAGGAAUCUACGACAACUACGCCGCCAAAUCAAUCCGCACAUAUUACUACUCGUUUGUAUACGACCUCGAUCCCAACUCUCGGGCGGGCAACUACAUGGAGUGGCCCCAGUGGAGCGCCAACAAAACCCUGAUGAACUUCUACAAAGACCAUGCAGUGCUCCUGACCGAUGAUUUCCGAGAAGACGCCGGUGAAUUCUUUCAAGCCAAUAUUGGUUCGUUCCGUGGUUAA